AUGUCCGCCGCAACACCGUCAGCAUCCUCCCAAUCUCCCGUCGCUCCUUCUCCGACAAACCAAACACAAGAAUCAACGUCGAACUUACCAGUAGAAGAUCGCAUUCUUGUCCAAUAUCUACGUGACCGCGGCUUCGAUGCAGCUGCAAAGGUCGUCAUUGAAGAUUUUGAAGGCCCCACUGCAGACGAUGGCGCGAAGAAAGCAGAGCGCGUCUCGUCUGUGGACUUUGUCAGACUUUUGUCUGUCUUCGCCCAAAAACCGUCUAAGCCUGGCGAGAAUAUCUUGAAUGACCCUGCGAAUGUCUUGCAAGAACUCGGGACGAUGGGAAAUCCUAUCAACAUUCAGAAUCUCAUUGCAAGCAUCGGUGCUGUUGGAGCGGAGGAACUUUUAUCGGAGGACCCUACCGACAAGCAAGAAGGCUUUCGAGAGCUCGAGGCAUGGGUAGACGGAUCUCUUGACAUGUAUCGGCCUGAGUUUAGGCCAAUUCUAUUUCCUAUAUUCUGUUAUUUCUACCUCGAUCUCAUUCAACAUGGCUUCAAAGAUGCUGCAUCUCGAUUUUUCGAGGCAUUCUCAGAAUCGCUAUCACCCUCUCAUAGCAAAACGUUGCACCACCUCAAGACGCUCCUCCUUCCCAUUCAUGUGCAAAACGACGACCUCGCACAACGUUUCCGCAAUGAGAAAUAUACUAUUCGAAUGAGCCGCUCGGGUUUUGGGCUCCUGGUUGGGUGGUUAACAGAGGGAGUCGGAGGCGAGGGGCUCGGUGCAGGAGAUGGCUUCACUGGUGAAAAGGGCAAACGAGGACGAGGAACCGUUAUGCAAGUGGUUAACAACCAUUUACGAUUUGAAGUGACAUCCACCAACCCCACAUCCAUGUCAUCUCAUGCAUGGGAAGAAUCUACCGGCCUACUCUCCUCCCUCAUCCCACAAGCAAGCGGAAGCAAAACCACUUUGACGAAUCCACAUGCUUUCAACGCGAGCAAAGGCACACUCAGGCUUGGCCCAGCGCCGUUGGCCGAGGAUCUCAAGAUGGAGGCGGAGCGGGUCCUGAGGGAGCAGGCUGUGAUGGACCGAGAUCUCAAUGCACAGUAUGACGUGCCGAUUACUCGACCACUCGUUGCCCCAGGGCUCACAGCGCCUACAGAGGCGGAUCUGUUGCCCCGGCCGACCACAUUUAAAUAUCGGGAUGUUGAGAGAGAGGUUGAACUCGUCCGUGAUGCGAGGAAACGAAUACGUUUAGAGCCGUCUGUAUUGGGGAAUGUGGACGCGAAUUCACCUCAAGCGAAUGCACUGCGAGCGCGAGCACUUCCGAGCAUAUGUGCAUAUACUUUGCAUGAUGUCACCGAAGGAUCCCCAUGCUGUACUUUCUCCCAAGACACGACACUCAUGGCCGCCGGUUUCGCUGAAAGCUACAUCCGGCUAUGGAGUUUGAAAGGCGAGAAACUGAAGGGUUUCCGGAGUGACUUUUCUUCAAAUGCAAUCAAAGAUGCCUCUUCAUUGAACAAGAUACGCGAAAAGAAAGGCAGCACGACAAGAAAAUUGAUAGGACAUAGCGGGCCUGUCUACUCGGUGGCCUUCGACCCACUGAGUGGGUCAGCUGGCCCUCCAAAACAUUUGUUGUCCGCCUCUGCUGAUGCUACGGUGCGGCUGUGGUCGAUGGAUACUCUCACCAAUGUAGUGGCAUUCCGCGGACAUGAAAAUCCCAUCUGGGACGUCAAAUGGAACCCCAUAGGCGUGUAUUUCGCAACAGCCAGCAGAGAUCGAACUGCACGACUCUGGUCAACGGACCGGACAUCCUGUCUGCGGGUGUAUGCUGGGCACUUGAGUGAUGUCGAUUGUCUUCAAUUCCAUCCAAAUUCGUUAUACCUCGCAACGGGUUCGAGUGAUUGGACCGCACGACUAUGGGACGUCCAACGCGGGUCAUGCCUGAGAGUGUUCAUAGGACACCAGGGGGCUGUGUCAUCACUAGCGCUCAGUCCAGAUGGCCGAUAUCUGGCGACUGCAGGUGAAGACCUUGCCGUCAACUUAUGGGACCUAGGGUCUGGUAAACGAAUCAAGAAGAUGACGGGACAUACUUCCUCGAUAUACUCUCUGGCCUUCAGUGCUGAAUCCUCAUUGUUGGUAAGCGGCGGUGCAGACUGGACUGUCCGGUGUUGGGAUGUCAAAGGUGCGGGAGGUGCAAGGACAACGGCCCAGAAGAACGGGUCUGUGGUUAACGGAAGUCGCGGCUAUGGGGAAGAGGAGAGUUUGGAAACAGCUGAUCUUUUGGAGACUUUCCCGACAAAACGUACACCUAUUACGAACGUACAAUUUACGUCUCGCAAUCUCUGUCUAGUUGGAGGUGUCUACCUUUCACCAGAACACCGAUGA
Messenger RNA from Cyclocybe aegerita, 2367 nucleotides. NCBI's taxonomy places the organism in Eukaryota, Fungi, Basidiomycota, Agaricomycetes, Agaricales, Hemipholiotaceae. The record is from the annotation of a GenBank genome assembly.